UCGGCGUGGAUCCCUAGCUCACCCCGCCACAGUCCACAGUCUCCGCGGUGGUCGCCCUCCUGGACAGUCACUCCGUGGGUGCUGUGCUGGGGUACCACAGCGGAUGGCGGACGCCAUCUUGCCCUCGCAUAAGCCGUGCCGGCCGGUCACGGUCUUCUCGAAAGUGCACAAGAUUGGCGAGGGGACGUACGGGGACGUGUACCUCGCGCGCGACCGCGAGAGCAGCCAGCUCGUCGCGCUCAAGCGCGUCAAGCUCUCCUCUUCGGGCUUUGACCGCGAGGGGAUGCCGCUCACGUCGGUGCGCGAGGUGAGCCUGCUGCGGCGUCUCUCGCACCCCAACAUUGUGACGCUGGCGGAGGUGGUGGUCGGCUCCAAGGCAGACUCGCUAUUCCUCGUGUUUGAGUACUGCGAGUACGAGCUCGCCAAGCUGCUCGACUCGAUGCCCACUCCCUUCUCCCUCCCAGAGGCCAAAUGCCUCUCCGAGCAGCUGCUCUGCGCCGUGCAGCACCUGCACGGCUGCGGCGUGCUGCACCGCGACCUCAAGAUGUCCAACCUGCUGCUCAACGCAAAGGGCGAGCUCAAGCUCUGCGACUUUGGGCUCGCGCGAGAGGCGCCGCCGUCAGGCGCCCUCACGCCUCGCGUCGUCACGCUCUGGUACCGCGCGCCGGAGCUCCUCUUCGGCGCGCAGCACUACGGCGCGCCCGUCGACCUCUGGGCCGUCGGGUGCGUCGUCGGCGAGCUGCUGCUGCACCGGCCGCUCAUGCCCGGCCCGACCGAGCCGCAGCAGCUCAAGCUGAUGGUCGAGCUGCUCGGCGCGCCGUCGGACCGCAUCUGGCCCGGCAUGAGCGCGCUGCCCCUCUUCCGCUCGCUCGGCCCCGCGCUGCCCGACCAGCCCUUCAACGAGCUCGCACACACAUUCGCGCGGCUCCGGCCGACCGAGACGACGCUGCAGCUGCUCGACGGCCUGCUGACGUACGACCCGACGCAGCGGCUUGACGCCGCCGCCGCCGCAGGCCACGCCUGGUUCCGCGAGUCGCCGCGGCCAGUCUCUCCCGCGGCGCUCGCGGCGGCGCGGCUCCGAGGCGCGCCGGCUCGGCCCGGGCAGGCGGGCACGAAGCGGCGAGCAGGUCGCCUGGAUGGGGCGCGCCCGCCGGGCGAGCAGGACGCGCGGCGGACCGCGUGCGGGCAGCAGAUGGAGGCGGAGGGGGGGGAGGGGGCGGAGGAGCUGGGGGCGCGGGCGGCGAGGCUGGAGGAGCUGGGGGAGCGCGCGAGGGCGCGCAAGGCUGCCAGGGAGGAUGGCGGCGGUGGCUGGAGCGGGAGCGGCGGCAACGCUGUGCGUGCUGCCACCGCGAGUAGCUUGCCGAGCGAGGCACCUCCUGCGCGGGGUACGUUUCGCAUCCCCUCGCCGUCAUGCGUGUUUGCAACAUCAGAGCGACAGCUGUAGCAUGUCGCGAUUUCCGCGCGCUCAACCUUGUCUACUAAACGUGUUCGUAUUGUGCUU
Emiliania huxleyi CCMP1516 is the source of this 1501-nucleotide messenger RNA. RefSeq lists its product as hypothetical. Gene Ontology annotation, molecular function: cyclin-dependent protein serine/threonine kinase activity; ATP binding. The transcript has 4 exons. Gene Ontology annotation, cellular component: nucleus. The record is from RefSeq and is a predicted model, not a curated record. The coding region runs from base 104 to 1444 and encodes 446 amino acids. Gene Ontology annotation, biological process: regulation of mitotic cell cycle; protein phosphorylation. NCBI's taxonomy places the organism in Eukaryota, Haptophyta, Isochrysidales, Noelaerhabdaceae.